GGAGCGCAAGAGCGCACAGAGUCAGCAGGGGGACCAAAACAAACCUGUGGCGGAUCAUUACUAGAUUUUCAACUCUUUCAUUUUGAACGACUUUACUACUCCAAAGGAUAUGUUGGCCGACAUUUCAAGAGGCAUUCUCCUCAUUUUGUCUUGCAUAUUGCUGAGACCCGUGUUUUCAAUGCAAAGUCAAAUGUGUGACAUGAUGAAGGAAAUAGACAAGGAGAGGGAGGCGUGCAUGGCUCAGAUUGAGAACAGAACAGCAGGUUGCAAUAGGACAUGGGACAAGAUCACCUGCUGGCCCAGUGCUGAAGUUGGACAGGUGGUCACCAUCCCUUGCCCCAAAUAUCUCUUCUACUUCUCCAGGGACGUACAUACACGUAAUCUGUCAAAGACCUGCACUGUGGAUGGCUGGACCCCAAUCAGCAUGGACUCCUACAUUAUGGACUGUGGAUACAAUCCAAACAACACCAUGGAUGAAAAUACGGGAGAUUUCUUCAACGCUAUCAAAGUGGGUUAUACCAUUGGUCACAGUGUGUCACUCAUCUCUCUGACGGCUGCUAUCAUCAUACUGUGCAUCUUCCGGAAGCUGCACUGCACAAGAAACUACAUCCACAUGCAUCUGUUUGUGUCCUUCAUAUUGAAAGCUGUGACUGUUUUCAUUAAGGACGUGGUUCUGUAUGAUGUCGGCGAGACAGUCAAUUGCCAGUCGCCAGUGGGCUGCAGGGCAGUGGUGAUCUUGUUCCAGUACGGGAUCAUGGCGAGUUACUUCUGGCUGCUGGUGGAGGGCCUCUAUCUUCACGCCCUGUUAGCCGUCUCCUUCUUCUCUGAGAGGAAGUACUUCUGGUGGUACAUCCUGAUCGGCUGGGGUGCUCCAACCAUCUUUAUCUCUGCAUGGGUUAUUACAAAGGCUUAUUUAAACCACCCGGGAUGCUGGGAGAUAAUUGAUGACAGUCCUUGGUGGAUCAUCAAAACACCUAUUUUAAUCACCAUACUCGUGAACUUUUUCCUCUUCAUUUGUAUAAUCCGGAUUUUGCGACAGAAGAUGAAUUGCCCUGACAUCGGAAGAAAGGAAUCCAAUCAGUACUCGAGACUGGCUAAAUCAACGCUGUUGUUAAUUCCUCUAUUUGGUAUUAACUACAUUAUUUUUGGAUUCAUCCCUGAACAUGUCCACCCGCAAGUGAGGAUGGUGUUCGAUCUCAUUCUGGGUUCAUUUCAGGGUUUUGUUGUCGCGGUCUUGUACUGCUUUCUGAAUGGAGAGGUUCAGUCAGAGAUUAAGCGCAAGUGGCGCAGAUGGAUGCUGCAGAGGUUCCUGGGUGCUGACACUAAGUACCAGCAGCCCUCUAUAGGCAGCAACGGCAACAACUUCAGCACCCAGAUCACCAUGUUGACCAAAAGCAGCCCUACAACCCGCCGGUCGUCUGCAUGUCAGGAACACCUCUCUGCCAUCUGAAACCCACCUUAAGUUAACUCUCCGCUUUAUCAUCAUGUACUGAAUGUGUGGCUUGCAUGCACGGUGGAAAUACAGUAGAUUGGUUACUCAAGAUCUGUAUGACAGUUUAAUACUAAUAUAUUUGUUGUAAUUGUAUCUAUUACCAGUUAAAAAAAUACACAUGCCAAUAAGACAUGUGAAACACUGCCUAGCUAAUGAAUGCUUUUAAUUGUAACACAAAAAGGAACAUUAGCUAGACUGAAGUUUCAUUCAAGAGAGCUUUCAUGGUAGUGGAGGUCGACUGCACUGACAGCCAGGUAUCUGAUAUUUACCUAUGGGCCAGUGUCACACAUAUAUAAGCAAACAGAUUAGUUUGAACAACAGUAUUUGUUGAGAUCACAUGAUGAGUCCGUCUGGACUGGGUAACAGCCAGCUGAGGAAAAUCAAUUGUCAGAGUGACAUCACAUAACGGUAACGCUCAAGCAGAAAGAUCUUCAUAAACCCCAACGGUCACUGAAGUGAACUGAAAGGAAAUGUGAGUCUUGGCCGGCAAUGACCGCCUGAUGUUAGGAUGGAUAAAGCCAGGGACAAGCUGCAUUAUAAGAUGUUUAUUAAAAGGGUGCAUUGCACAAGAGGGCUCCGACCACUUAACCUAAUGGCCCAGGUUGCUCAGGGGACCAAUGGCAACAACAUUAUCGACACUGUCAUGGACAGUCGUAACAGAGGAGGAAUCUAUGGCAUAACCAGCGUUCCUGUCCUGUCUAUGACACUUUUAUAGGGGACAUACACUCUGCUGAAUUACUGCCGGGUAACAUUCCAGAGGAGAGACUGAAGCUUGGGCUUGUGAAAUUUAUCUCAGAUUACAGAGGCUUUUAGUUUUGUCUGAGUGCGCAGUCACUUAACAGAUGGACCAGAUGUAUUCCAUUAGUUCACGAUACACACAGUUGUAAAUAAGUAUGUGGUAACAAUAACUAACUUCCAUUAACUGAAUUGCUUUGACAGUUUAUUUCAUUCCAUCUAUUCUUAAUAUUCAAUCAGCACAGAUUCUAUUUUUUUGUUAUUGUAAUACCAUUACUGAUCUCUAAUAAUCUUUACUGUUCCUAGUAGUGCCAUCGUAUGUAGAAGAUUUUAUCUUUUUUUUAUUAUUAUUAUUAUUAUUAUUGUUAUUAUUAUUUGUGACCAAAUACCUGCACAACUAAUGACAUUCCCAUUAACUCCAGCUCAUGUUUAGUGUUAGCUGUGAGAUGGUAGACGUAGAUUGCGAUUUCAGUGAUCCUUCAACAUACUAAACACCACCACGUUAGGGAGCAUGUUCAUAAAUGUUAGCAUCAACUUCCAAGCACAGCCUGCUGCUAGCUUGGCUUUAGACACACUGGCUAGUUUUAUGUAAAUAUAAUUUAUCAAGCUGAAUGACAUUGUGAUAGAUGGUGUUCUGUUCAGUAAUUCUUAGUAAAACAUUUAUUUGAAGCCACGGCCUUUUCAGAAAAGGCAUUGUCAUAUAUCCACAUGUACGCGUAGUAACAGUGUCACAAACUCCAGGAGUCAUGUUGGAUUUCGAUGUUUACUUAAGAUCCAGUUAUUGCUCUCGAUGAGAAGUGUGUGUAAAGCUUAAACUGAAGUGAAAUGGACUGAAAGUACCUCAUGCUAAAAGUCACACACAGCUACUGUUGUAUAUAAUGAAAAAUUGUAAAUACAAAGAACUGGUUUAUGACGUGCUUUAUUGCGAUCCUCUUAGUGCUCAGGUGUCAACUGGAAAUCAUUGUUUACGUUGAAACUGUGUUCCUCACUCGUGGUAUGUGCAUAAUGUCAGUAUAAAGCUGACAAGGUAUCUCUCUCAUUUGUUUCCUUGUACAUUUUAAGCAAAUAGGGUGUGCUGUACAGUAUGUGGCGUAAGAUGUUAUGUUGUUGAACAAAAUGUCAAAUGAAGAUGAAUAAAACCAUUUGCACUGUG
This is a messenger RNA of Mugil cephalus (flathead mullet), 3380 nucleotides long. RefSeq names its product vasoactive intestinal polypeptide receptor-like. The record is from RefSeq and is a predicted model, not a curated record. Lineage: Eukaryota; Metazoa; Chordata; Actinopteri; Mugiliformes; Mugilidae. Gene Ontology annotation, molecular function: vasoactive intestinal polypeptide receptor activity; peptide hormone binding; G protein-coupled peptide receptor activity. Gene Ontology annotation, biological process: cell surface receptor signaling pathway; adenylate cyclase-modulating G protein-coupled receptor signaling pathway. The transcript is spliced from 13 exons. Bases 110 to 1450 code for a protein of 446 amino acids. Gene Ontology annotation, cellular component: plasma membrane.